AUGACACAGACGUCCGGAUCAUCGGCUGCUCCUGGCGCAGCCACCGUCACAACAGGCUACGAGCUUCCAUGGGUAGAAAAGUACCGUCCGCUGCGACUCGACGAUGUGGUCGGCAACAAAGACACCAUCGAUCGGCUCAAGGUGAUCCAGAAGGACGGCAACUGUCCGCACCUGCUCAUCUCGGGUCUUCCUGGUAUCGGCAAGACCACCUCCGUUCUCUGCCUCGCACGCGCUCUCCUUGGCGAUGCUUACAAGGAAGGUGUGCUCGAACUCAACGCAUCCGACGAACGAGGUGUCGACGUGGUUCGCAACAAGAUCAAGACGUUUGCACAGAAAAAGGUGUCGCUCCCACCUGGAAGACACAAGAUCAUCAUCCUCGACGAGGCCGAUAGCAUGACACCCGCUGCCCAGCAGGCGUUGAGAAGGACCAUGGAGAUCUACUCCAACACCACCAGGUUUUGCUUCGCCUGCAACCAGAGCAACAAGAUCAUCGAACCCAUUCAAUCACGUUGCGCCAUUCUGCGAUACGGCAAGGUCAGAGACGAACAGAUCCUGAAGCGAUUGCUGGAGAUCUGCGAGAUGGAAAAGGUCGAAUAUUCGGACGAAGGCCUGGCCGCCAUCAUCUUCACCACCGAGGGUGACAUGCGUCAGGCGAUCAACAACCUUCAAUCCACCUGGACAGGCUUGGGCUUCGUCAGCCCGGACAACGUGUUCAAGGUGUGCGACCAACCACAUCCCUUUCUCAUCCGAACCUUGCUGUUGGCCUGCAAGAAGGGCGAUGUGGACGAAGCCAUGGAGAAGCUAGAUGAGAUCUGGGGUAAGGGUUAUGCAGCGGUGGAUAUUGUCACGACGCUGUUCAGGGUGGUCAAGACGCUGGAUGGCAUUCCGGAGGCGACCAAGUUGGAGUUUAUCAAGGAGAUCGGCUGGACGCAUAUGAAGAUCUUGGAGGGUGUGGCGACGGUGGUGCAGCUGGGUGGGCUCAUCGCGAGGUUGUGCAAGCUGAGCAUGGAUCCCAAGCAAUUUCAAGUCUAG
Messenger RNA from Pseudozyma hubeiensis SY62, 1032 nucleotides. RefSeq lists its product as hypothetical. Bases 1 to 1032 code for a protein of 343 amino acids. Gene Ontology annotation, cellular component: Elg1 RFC-like complex; Rad17 RFC-like complex; Ctf18 RFC-like complex. The transcript has a single exon. Gene Ontology annotation, molecular function: ATP binding; DNA binding; DNA clamp loader activity. The record is from RefSeq and is a predicted model, not a curated record. Gene Ontology annotation, biological process: DNA repair; DNA-templated DNA replication. Lineage: Eukaryota; Fungi; Basidiomycota; Ustilaginomycetes; Ustilaginales; Ustilaginaceae.